Molecule: messenger RNA, 2871 nt
Organism: Penicillium canescens
Lineage: Eukaryota; Fungi; Ascomycota; Eurotiomycetes; Eurotiales; Aspergillaceae
Exons: 2
Coding region: 1-2871 (956 amino acids)
Molecular function (GO): microtubule binding
Source: RefSeq, a predicted model, not a curated record
AUGCCUCCAAUUAAUAGAGAUUUUGAUCAUGACGACUCAUUUUCUCUGACAAAUUUGGAACACGAAAUCAUGGGCACAUCAACACGUCGUGUCGACGAACCCGAGCUCGACUACGACAUCCACACUUCAACCCUCGACCAAGCCUUCCCUGAUUUCUCCCAAAUACAGACUUCCGAAGAAGAACAGGAUGAGCUCACAGUGAGCGACCACGAAAUGUCCGUGGAAUUGGGACGCGGUGGCAAGGCGGGACGCGACGAUUCGCGAAGCUCUGUGAUGAGCUUCGAAAACAGUGUCCGUUCAUCCUCACCCGCAAUUCGGGUUGAAUACCCAACACCACAAAAGCCCGCUACGCGCCCACAGCGACGAGCCGUCAGUGAAAAUCUCCGAAAGAACGCUCAGGUGCGGCGAGCGACCCAGGCACAGAAGGAAACCAUGAGCCCGCAAGUAUCAAAGGCCCAGCGUGACCAGCGCCGAACCUUCUCCGACAUGCACGCGAAAGUACGUGACAACUACGACGGCUCUUUCUUGGGAGACGAACGUCCGGCCCCAGUUUCAACAAAGACGCGUUCGACACGUUUCGGAAAUGCCAACACCUCCCAAGAGAUUGCGGAUGCUGUUGAGCGAGCUUCGCGUGAUGCUUACGCGAAGGAACUGCGCAAGUCCACUUCAGGGACUCCUCGCAAGUCCAGUGCCAACCCAGCCAACACCAACACCAUUGGUGAUACCAUGACCCAUCAAUCAUUUCUUCUCCCCGACCUCCCUAAUAUCUCCGAACUCGUGUCUGGUGUGUACGAAGAUGGCACGCCUGUCUACAACCGACAGGGCAAGAUGCGCUCUACUCGCUUUGUUUCACCACUGCAUGAUCACACAGAAAUGUCUCUGCCCCAUGAUCAUUUCCCGCUAGACGCAGUGCCUGUUCCUGAAGAUGAGAAGGCUUUGUUCGUUUCAUUGAGGCUGCUCCAGGACAAGGUGGCCGAGUUGAAUAUGUGGAAGGCAGACGCAGAAAGGCGAAUGGAGAAUUAUCGCCUGGAGAACGCGUCCCUAAAAUCAAACAAACCCCGCCAGUCAGUCAAGUAUGAGUCGGAGGACAAUGAUCACAAGAAGGGAUCUAAACGCUUGGCGAACGAAAAUCAAAAAUUGGAAGCAGUAAACCUUGAGUUACAAAACCAGCUGGACAUUGCCGAUCGAAAGGCUCAGGUUCAGGAGUCCGCCAUCAAGCGUCUUAAUCACGACAGAGAGUCAGCCAUCUCCCAACUUGGUGCAGCUUACCUCGAGAACCGAGAACUCAAGACCGAAAAUGGGGAGUUACGGCAAGAGAAUGCGGAUCUUAAGUCUCAACUUUCUCGAUACUCACACCGCAAAACUCACGAGCAGGACACCGUCGAAUCUGAAGCCAGCUCGACUGUAUCUGAUGCUGAUGACAGCCAGCUUUACACCGAGCGCAGCGCAGACAUGAGUCGCAGCACCAAGGAUCUCACCUCCAAAAGUACCCGCUCUAACACGAAGAGCAGGCGCCAGGAUGAUUCGCGCUCCAAGGUAUCCAAUCAGGUGGACAAGGAAAUUCAUCGCCUCGAAAAAGAACGCGCCGAUGAGGCUCUUUUCUCCAUUGAAGUACCCACCCCAAGACGCACCUCAGCCUCUAAGACCUCAAAACCUGUGUCCCGCACAGUCGAAUCAAAGAGCUCCCGGAAACAGCCAAACACUAGCAAGCAGCGCGUGAAACGCGUGGUGGUUGAGGAUGCGAGCUCGCCUGUCGAGGCGACUGAGCAGACAAAGGCGUCUUCUGAGGCAGACAUCACUUUGUUGAGCGUUAUUGAUGAGCAUGAAAUUGCUCGUCUGCGCAAGACUCUGGAAGAGGAGAGAUUGAUGCGUAAACAGCGCCGUUCAAGUAUUCCCACGGAGAGCAACCCUACAGAGACCGUCAACUCAACCAGACAGAGUAUCUUGAAAGCUCCUGCUCCUCGAAAGUCAUCCCUUCGCGAAAGCAAGCCAACUAUCCCUCGCCCAGCAUCCGCUGCUGGUGAUAUCACCACUGGUUCAAGAGCAACUACCGACGGAGAGACCAGUCUGGCCGUUCCGAUUGCCGAGCGUUCCAGGCGUCACUCAGACAACUCCUUACCUGCAACCACCCCGCUUAAGAAGCAGCGCCCUGCCCCUGACAUGACCUCCGCCUUCAUCCUUCCUGAUAUUACUCUCCACCAGGCAGACUUGGCGGCAAAUGACCCAUCCAAGCUGCCCCAAGCCACUCAGAAAGCAUUGGAUAGCAUUGCCCAACACAACGGCAAGAACUGCACGGUCUGCCAUGGCCGCUCAAAUGACGGAGAAUGCAACCACGAGCCGGUCAAGGUCCCCAAGCCUGUUCCAGUCUCGGAGCGCAUGCCCAAGCCGUCGGUAAACAAUGAAGAGCCGACCAUGCGUCCCUCGCAACCCCCCGCCAUCGCCCUUGCCACUGUCCUCAAGAGCCUGGAAGACGAGCUCUCUCAUCUGAAGAUGCAACUGGCCACGUACCAGAGCGCCUUCAACAAGCUCGACGCAUCCCUUGGCAAGCGCCCACGGAAGGCACUCCUCGAAAAGAUCGACAAGCUUCUGAAGGACGUUGACAUGAAGUCCGAUCAAAUCUACGCUCUAUACGAUGUCCUCGAGGGCCAAAAGCAGGACGGCCAUGAAAUGACCGAGCAAGAAAUGGAAAUGACACUCGAAUCCAUUGGAAUUGAUUUUGGCGCAUCCCAUGCUCCGGACAUCACCGGUACCACUGAUAAAUCUUCUCGUCACACUGAUCAGAUUGAUCUAGAUGAUGAGGAGGAUUUGCCUUGGGAGGGUAUUGAGAGCACUACUGAGAUGACUGGACAUCUUUCUAUUCGCGGUCACUAA